GGCUUCUCCGAAGCUCAGACACAAUGAACCGUCAGACGGCGAGCGACACGCUUGUUGGCCCGGAGGCAUUGGCACGGUGCUAGCGCAAUAUUAUUAUCUUUUUCUUUUCAAAUAUAUAUACAUACUUUGUUUUCUUUUACAGCAUUUUUCGCUGUAUGGCUGUAACGAGGCUGAAGGGGAAACGGUUGGUUCGUCGAGUUUGAUGAGAACGAGGUCAGGCUUACUGUAGACUACCGUUAGCCCCUCCUGGCGGAUUAUUUCUUUCCGUUUUUUUUUAAAAGAUAAAGCCACCCACCAAACAAGGCAGAUAACAAUGUCGUUGACUGCUUCGUCUGAUUAUUUCGCCGCCGAGUGUCUAGUGUCGAUAUCCAGCGGCCCGGUCCUGCACAGACCCACCCCGGUCGCCCCCGCCAGUCAGUCGGCCCCGGUGGGCCUGCUCCCUGGGGAGCCCGAGGUGUCGUGCGAGGACAGGGAAGUGCGGGAGGCGCUGAGGCUGGAGGGGGGCAACAUCAUGGCGGUGGCCGGUAUCCUCACCGACCUACACGGCAAGUUCCGCCCCAUGUCGGCCUACUCGGAGAGCAGCAACUCCUCGUGUGGCGGGGAGAGCGGUUACACCACGUUGUCCGACCCCACCACCCCGACCAUGACCCCCUCUGCCACCCCUGUCCCCGGGCAUCAGCAGCAGCUACGGGGGGGUGGAGGAGGAGGCGUGGGGGCCCCGCGGUCCCCAGUGAAGCGACAUCAGUGCACUUUUGAUGGAUGCGACAGAGUUUACGGCAAAUCGUCCCACCUGAAGGCACACAUCCGGACACACACAGGUGAGAGGCCUUUCCCGUGCACCUGGCCUGACUGUGAAAAGAAGUUUGCCCGCUCCGAUGAGCUCGCCCGCCACACCCGCACCCACACAGGGGAAAAACGCUUUCUGUGCCCACUAUGCGAUAAGCGCUUCAUGCGCAGCGACCACCUGAUCAAGCAUGCCCGUCGCCAUCCUGACUUCAAGCCCUCCAUGUUGGGCCGCAACAAAGGCGCGUCCUCCUCUCCCAGCCCAGUCAUGCACCACUAGAAUGGUUUGGGUUGGGGGUUUCCUAGCAGGAGCACCGGAGGUCACCGUGGUUUCAAGUUACCCAGCUACAAUCAGAUCCACUGACUAGGAAUUAGCAUUGCUGUGUUGUACUCAAAAACUUCUCCCUACACAAACACACACGUACAUACCACGAACACAGAGCUGGAUGUGAGGUUGAAGCAGCUUCAUCCCUCCAUCAACAGUCAUGUGACCACUAUCUACCUGCUCAACAUAACUAGGGUUGGGUAUCUAGAAUACUCCAAAUCCAUAAGAGGUGGGGGUUUGUCAAGAAAUGUGCCUACCGAUUCCACUCAGCGUUUCCCGAAAAAUAAGCUAGGACCUAUAUACUUCAAUUAAAUGGUGAGUUACACGUGUAUCAAAGUACGUGUAUAAUGUUUACAAUACGACGGGCCUAGGUUCACUUAUGAAAGAUAGUAAUGAGGCACUGAAAUUUAACCUCUGCAUGAAAAUACAAGCAAAUGUAAAAACCUCUUUAAAAACAUUAACUACAGAAUGGGAACAUUUUAGAUUUCCUUCAUGACAAUUAAAUGAAACACAUUUUAUAGUUCACACAACCAGAUCUGAGAAUGUGUUUUCAUCACAUUGAUGCAAAACACUGCAGUCAUGGUCAUUGACUAAUACAACAAAAUUAUUGGGCUUUUAUGGCUUAGAAAGCAAAAUAAAAUGUAAAACCAUUCUACUUGCCAUAACAAAGAUGGUUUAAAAAUAUUUUUUUGUUUUUUAACCAAGAAGAAUUGGCUAAAUACUUUUGUCAUUUAUCACUUGUUGAUGGCAGCCUAAACCUAAUGAAAUUUUGUUUUUUAGUAUGAAUAUACUUCGGUUUCUUCUAUUACUCAGGAUUCGAUUGGAAAAGGAAUCAUUAAGCAGAUUUUAUUCGACAUACCCAACCCGAACAAUAACCACAUUAUCUCAGAAACACAACUUGCAGGGAUUCCUCACAUUUUUGCUACAAAUCUCCACCUUCAUAAGCCCAAAUACCUGUUUUCUUGUGGUUGAUUUGUAGAUUGUUUUUUACUCUUCACUACUGCUUAUUCACCAUGAGUAACACAAAGUUGUGAUGUUAGGUAGCAAGGCGGUGAGUAAAAGCCUUUUUAGUUUGUUUUUUUAUUUAUAUUUUUAGCUUUGCUCAUUCCAUUUAAAGUUUUAGACCAUACCUAUAACUUUGUUUUUUUAUUGCAUUGGUAACCAUUAUUGAGUCAAACUUGUAAUCUUUUCUUUUCAUCCGUACUAAUGAUCAAAUAAUGAUUUUGCUAGAAAGUGGAUCAGCUGUAUAGUAGCUGUUUGCACGCCAUCCUUAAGUCUGGAUCAUUUAUCACUCAUGAAAUGCUGGCACAUAAUACACACCGGUAUUAUGUUUAAUACUGAUGCAAAUGUAUGUAAGCUUUAAGCUUUUAAUGUAGAUAAAUGGUAAUGCUACUAGCAGCAGAAUUAAUGUGUGAUGAAUUGUAGUCCUUAUAUUAGGGGUAAUGGUAUACUCUUGAUAGGAUGGCAUUGCCUCUGAGUGUCGGUGUGUAUGUAUUUCUAUUAACAUUUUUGUUAGUGUCACAACUGGGGAAAGUGUACCCUAUGAUGUCAAAAUAUUUUGGGAUGGUUGGAAGAUGACAUAAGUUAAGCUUGACUUUGGGCCUGCUGCCUUUCAAAGUAAAAAGUCUUCAUCCUAAUCAUCGAGGGUCUGAAGCCAGACGGCAGAACGCAUUACAGGAUCUUGUGUGCCAGGUUUUUUUUUUUUUGGAUGGUUUGACACACUGAGAAAAAAACACAAGUCUGACAUAUGGCGUUGGACAAAAAAAACAAAAAUGCUCAAAAAGUGCUACUCUGCUUCCAUUUGUUGAGCUGAGCAUUUGACUUAUCAAAGCAGCGAAAGCACAGAUUCAAUUACUAUGAAUAAUAAGUUAAUAUUCCAUGCAGGUGUUUCAUGGAACCAGCGGGCACCUGUCAAAAAGACACAGCCAAUGUUAUUGGUUAAGCCUGCGUUUGACACGUCAAAAUAUUGCUAAUAAUGCUGAAUAAAAACAUGAGUGAAGGACCAGUUCAGUCCAUUUUAAACAAGCCGACACCUAAAUAUUCCCAUAUGCCAAGACGUUAAUAAUCAGCCAUGUAUUUCAGGAAAAGAAACAUUCAUCAGCAUCAUCAGUUAUUUAGAUGUGAAACUAUUCGAUGGCAUACAGUAUCCAGAUCAGAUUGUGAUUUUUUUCUGGUUUCCACACUGUUUGUCCACAGCAUGGACGUAUUCCUUUGAUCUCAGUGAACAACACUUAAAGCCUUAAACUAUGUCAUAACUACUACGCACCAUGUUUACAGUUGGAUCCUUGUAUAGGUAUACAUGCCCUCACAGGGCUCCUCACAGAUACUCAUUAUGCAAUAUGGCACUUUUUUCAUACAGGUGUAUUUGGCUGAAUAGUGUGAUGGCUUGCACUGUUGCUAUGGUUCUACGAGCAAGCACUGUGGACCUAAUGUGUUUGUAAAACCGCCUUUUUGUCCAAGUGCUUAAGAAAGCGUGAUACAAUAAGUUGGUGGGUUUUUUUGGUUGUUUUUUUGGUUUUUCCUAGUGUGGCGUAGUCAUUCAGACCAACUCUUCUAAUGGAAUGUGUAUAUUUUAGAUUUUUCUAUAUAGAUCAUUCAAAUUUGUCUCCUCCGCUUUCAGACGUCUUCCUCAUUUAUGUGUCAAAACUGUCUUCACCUUUUCCCUGUUGGAUCUCAUGUUCAUGGGAGUUGUUCUCUUUGGGGGGGGGUUCGUACACAUUUCUUUCUCAGAAGUCUGAUCUGUUGCUGCUGGCAGCAACCACAAAUCUAUGGACUGUUUGACUAAGGAACACACAAUAUACUUGUCUUUCAGAUCUUCAAAUGCAAAUAUUGCCCCCCAUCUCUUUUAAAAGAUGAGGGUCUCCACACGGACUGUCCUGUUCUCAAAGCUAUAACAUCACAAUAACAUACCUCACUGAUUCUUUUUUUUUCUGUCGGUGUCUGUAUGAAAUCCAUCCAAACGGUCACUCAGAAGUCCUGAAUAGCCAUCGCAGCUUGGGUUUCAUAAAUGAGUUGGUCAUGCUGUGUGCCCUAACUCCUACCUUGUCUUUAUAUGCAACAUCACUACUACCUGUAUAGCAGCAGAAUUGCAUUUCUCUUGCCUCGAUGGACUUCUGUUGUUAAUAGUCAGUAGCAAAUGAAUCUCUGGGAUAAAUCAGUCCCCCGUCAUUAAAACCCAGCAGCAGUCUUAGUUCAGCAGGAAUGCCUCGGGCGGAGGUGUUCAAAUGUCACGAAUAAACAUCUGUAAGCUGUCACUUCAUGGCAGAGCUCAGUCCAAAACUUGUGUUCAUAUCACUGAAUGUGGCUUGAUGACAGACGAGCGUUGUCCACUUUGGAUUUGAUUUUUGCUGCCUUGCUGAGAACAAAGAUGAUUUUUCGGAAAUUUUCGCUUGUCACCACACUAAUUCAGAUAUGCACAUUGUACAAGGAUGGAUGUUUUUUUAAAUUGAUGCCUAAUUUUUACAUAGAUGUAAUUUUUAAAACUCCUCUUGUCAAAGCUUUAGUUGAGGUAGAGGAGGAACUGUGGAACUAAAUAACUGCUGCAAAAAUCAUUUUGAUAUUUAUAUUCUCAGGUGUCUUAAAUUUUGAGCAUUGGGGUUUCAAUAUUUCCUGUGCAACACCUAAGUACAAGCAUGUUUUACUUCCUUUGUUGUGCUGAUUAAUUUAUUCCAAAAAAUUGUGUGGUUUUAAAUAUUCUUUUCAUUACUCAUUUUGUGAUAUGGAACAGUGCUAAAAUAUAAAAUGGUUCCAUUGUUUGCUUGACAUGAAAAUACCUGUGCUUUUUUUAAGAAUUAAAACAUUUAAGUUGA
Molecule: messenger RNA, 4917 nt
Organism: Pungitius pungitius (ninespine stickleback)
Lineage: Eukaryota; Metazoa; Chordata; Actinopteri; Perciformes; Gasterosteidae
Exons: 2
Coding region: 314-1063 (249 amino acids)
Biological process (GO): regulation of transcription by RNA polymerase II
Molecular function (GO): RNA polymerase II cis-regulatory region sequence-specific DNA binding; DNA-binding transcription factor activity, RNA polymerase II-specific
Source: RefSeq, a predicted model, not a curated record